Anisakis simplex (herring worm) is the source of this 294-nucleotide messenger RNA. Lineage: Eukaryota; Metazoa; Nematoda; Chromadorea; Rhabditida; Anisakidae. The record is from the annotation of a GenBank genome assembly.
UUGAAAGGCUUGGUGACUUUCGAUCCAGCGACGGCAGCGGUGAACAGUGACGAGAAAGCAGAAUCAACGAUUGCAUGGGAUAUGGGCAAUCGAUUGGAGUCUUAUGAAUUGAAGCUGAUGCAUUUGGCUCGUGCAUCGAAGAAAGACUGCAGAAGCUUAUAUCAUAGAAGUAGUCGUGAAAGAUAUUGGAGUUUGGUUAAAAUUUAUAUUAUGUCAUUGGGUGAUGUAAGUGAUAUGUAUACAAGUGGAAAAUUUGACAACAAGGAAGCGAUGUCUAAGAAACUGAUCGUUUAA